Messenger RNA from Marchantia polymorpha subsp. ruderalis, 5665 nucleotides. The record is from the annotation of a GenBank genome assembly. NCBI's taxonomy places the organism in Eukaryota, Viridiplantae, Streptophyta, Marchantiopsida, Marchantiales, Marchantiaceae.
GCCCAGCCAGCAGGGAGCGAGGGAGGGAGGGAGGGAGGGAGGGGAGCCUGGGAGCCUGCCGUCGUGCUGCGAGUGCCCAUGUGCUCCUCGCUCUCUUGUACCGUCGCGCAGUUUUCUAACUUCCCAGUUAGAGAGAAGUCGAGUGUCCAGGGCUGGGAUUUAUCUCGUGUGCGUCUUACUAGUCGGGCGCUCUCAAUACUGCUACUAAUCCGCCCCACCUACCAACAGCCCCGCGAGUCCUUCAGCUCUCCUUCGCUUUCCGCUCGCGCCCCCAGCCCCGCCUACUUCUACCUUACUGCUCCAUCUCCCCUUUCCGACCGACCCAGCGAGCUGGUGCGCCAUCAUCUCUCCCUCCCUCCCUCCCUCCGAUCGAGUCCCUCGAGCUUGUCUGCAGCUGCUGCUGCUGCAUCGACUCUUCCCCCCUUCCAUGUAUCGUGACUUAUAUUUCUCAUAAGCCCUGUACAUUCUCUGUACUCCAUCAGUGGCAGCUCCUGCAGCAGGCCCCGCAGCUGCCCAAGCUCCAGCUCAAGCUCGAGCUCGAGCUCGAACUACCUUCACCACGCAUACCCCCCUCCCUCCUUCUUCGCUCUCCCAUGCGCGCUACAAUUCUGUUACGGCGCAACGCUCACUUCGCGCUCGUUCUCUCUUCCUCCCCACCCUCAUCGUCGCGUUGUCUCCUUGCGUUACCGCAGGUUCUGCUGUUGUGGCUCGUCUGAGGCCCCACCUUCUCUCAGACGUCUCCAACUUUUUCUCGUCCAUAUUGGAAACGACAGCCUCUGCCGAUGGCGCGAGCGCACUGCGUCGCUAGCCUGCGCCACUGAACCCGAACCCCGACUGUCGACAGCUGAAUCGUCACCGAGGUGAGUGAAUGAGCAUCCGCAGCAGCAGCAGCAGAAGCACAUUUCCAGCAUGUCUACGAGCGCGCGGAGCGAGGACCUCAUGCGCGAGGAGUUGUCAUUCUGGUCCCGCGAGCUGGAGAAUGGUUACGGGCGAGAAUGUGCAGGUUGGCAUUGACUGCCAAGGACGGAGGAGGACACCAACGACGACGACAACGACGACGAGCUUGCUGUGUUAGACGUAAGCUCACCCGAGCAGGCCUGAUCAUCAGCCUCGAAAAGGAAUGCACAGGAAGACAACCGAAGAUUCACUCGUCAGUCGUUUCAUUCGAUCGAGAAGAAACGCCUCACAGCAUUUCGUAGGCUGGGAAUGGAACGGACGAAAAGGAUAUUGUGAGUGAGUGAUGAGUGACUGACGAGUGACUGAGUUAGCGAGCGAAGGAGCGAGUGACUGAGUGAUGACUGAGUGAUGAACGAGGGGCAGGCUGGCCAGCUCGGAUAUAAAUCUUGCACGUAAGUCAGCAGCUCGGUUCGUCCAUCGAGCGAUCGCUCAUUUUCAGAGCAUCGUCAGAGAGCCAGCGAGCGAGCGAGAGUCUGAGAGCAGCAUUUUCGAGCCGAUGAGCGGGGCCAGUAUUUUUAGCCCGACAGUCGCGAUGGGCUGCGAGAAGGUCAGGCGCCGGGCGCCGGGGAUUCGCGCGGCGCUAACAGGAACGAAGGCGUGGCUGCUGACGGCGCUGAUGCUGGUGCUGUCGCUGGGGCACAGCCACGCGCUGAACUCAGACGGGAGGGUGCUGUUGAGCUUCCUGCGCACGGUGAGCGCGGACUCCCGGCCCACCUUCAGCAGCUGGAACGGACGAGACGCCAAUCCGUGCAGCGGAUGGCUCGGGGUGACCUGCGCCAACGAGACGGGGCGGGUGGUGAACGUGACGCUGCACUCGCUGUCGCUCUACGGGAGCAUUCCGGAGGAAUUUGGGCUGCUGGACGCGCUGGAGCAUCUGAGUCUGUCGGCGCUAAAUUUGACGGGCCCCAUCCCACUGGGACUGACCAAGUGCACGAAGCUGAGGACGCUGGAUUUGAGCAGCAAUGGGCUGACGGGCAACAUCCCGGCCGAGCUCGGCCUGCUGGGCGAGCUGCGCGAGCUCCGGCUGAACGACAACAAUUUCGAUGGACAGCUGCCUGCCGAGAUAGGCCGCUGCUCGCAGCUCGAAAUCUUCUACUUCUACCAGAAUAACAUCAGCGGGACUCUGCCGCCCGAGCUCGGCGACCUGUCGAGGCUUUUGCAGAUCCGCGGGGGAGGGAACGAAUUUCUCGGUGGCCCCAUUCCUCCUGAGUUCGGGAAGCUGAAGAACCUCACGGUGCUGGGCUUCGCCGCCACGCAUCUGUCCGGAAGCAUUCCGCCCGAGCUGGGAGGCAUGGAGAGCCUGCAAAACUUUGCGCUCUAUGGAUGCAAUCUGACCGGGAGCAUCCCCAAGGAGCUGGCCGACAUCUCGACGCUCCAGGCCUUGUACUUGCACCGAAAUCGGCUGUCGGGCUCGAUUCCGCCCGAGCUGGGAAAGCUCAAGCAGCUGACGUAUCUGUACCUGUGGCACAACGAACUGACUGGCAGCAUUCCUCCGGAGCUCAGCAACUGCACGUCGCUGCAGGUGCUGGAAUUGUCGUAUAACAAGCUGACGGGCAGCAUUCCGCCGGAGCUGGGGCGGCUCGAAUUCCUGCAGCAGAUGCUGCUGAGCAUGAACAAUUUCACGGGCACGCUGCCGCCCGAGCUCGGCAACCUGGCGAGCCUCUUCAGCCUGCAGCUCGACAACAACCUCUUCUACGGCCCAAUUCCGGCCGAAUACGGCCGCCUCAGCCGCCUGCAGACCUUGUUCCUGUGGAUGAACAACUUCUCCGGCGAGAUACCGGUGAGCAUGGGCAACUGCAAGGCGCUGGUCGACUUCGACGCCACGCACAACUCCUUCACGGGCCCUCUCCCCCCGGAGCUCUUCCUGCUGCCCAAUCUGCUCAGACUCAGACUCCUCUCCAACAACCUCACAGGCGAGAUACCCAGAGAGAUCGGCAAGGCGACGAACCUCGUGCGCCUGCGCCUGGCGAACAACAGGUUCGAGGGGACCAUCCCCGUGGAGAUCGGGCAGCUGCAGAACCUGCUGUUUCUGGACCUGUACAACAACUUCCUGAGCGGCGAGCUCCCGAGGGAAUUGGGCAAUUGCUCGGCGCUGGAGCUGAUCGACGCGCAUGGCAACCAGCUGACGGGCUCCAUCCCGGCCGAGAUCGGCAAGCUGGCGAACUUGCAGAUCUUCGACAUCAGCGAGAACAGGUUCCAGGGCCCCAUCCCGCCUGAGGUUGGGCUGCUGCGAUCGCUGAACCAGCUCGUGCUCAGCAGCAAUUCGCUGUCGGGCCCGCUGCCGGGGACACUGGCGCAGUGCCAGAAGCUCGAAUUGCUCAACGUGAGCCGCAAUCGGAUCGACGGGCCGAUCCCGCCGCAGCUCGGCAGCGUCGUGAGCCUGGUGAUCGGCGUGGACCUGAGCUGGAACAAGCUCUCGGGCGUGCUCCCGCCGCAGCUCGCGUCGCUCAUCAACCUGCAGCUGCUGGACCUGUCGUACAACGAGCUGAGCGGGACGCUCAUGGUGCUGGGCCAAUUGGACAGCCUCUCGACGCUCAAUGUCUCGUACAAUGACUUCUCGGGCCUUCUGCCCGACACCUACUUCUUCAAGACCAUGCCGGCCUCCUCGUUCCUGGGCAACAAGGCGCUGUGCGUCACCGAGGCCAACUGCUCGUACAUGCCUGCCUUCGCGGGGGCGCGCGAUGGCCGAGCCAAGCCGGGCAUCGCCGGCACGCCGCUGGUGGUGAGCUUGCUGUUCGGCUCGGCGGUGGUGAUUCUGUGCGUGGGGUCGUUCCUCUUCUACAAGCGCUAUUGGGUCGACGCUGAGUACGAGGAGGACGAGGGCCCAUGGCCGUGGCGGCUGACGCCAUUCCAGAAGCUGAAUUUCACUUUGGGCGAGGUGCUCGAGAGCUUGGUCGAGAAGAACAUCGUGGGCAGUGGGUGCUCGGGCAUCGUGUACAAGGCGGAGAUGGAUGGCGGCGAGGUGAUCGCAGUGAAGAAGCUCUGGCCCGUGCGCAAGGGCGAGGCGCACCACAACUCGUUCGCGGCCGAGAUCGACAUUCUGGGCGGCAUCCGGCACCGCAACAUCGUGCGCCUGCUGGGCUACUGCUCGAACAACGACAUCAACCUGCUCAUGUACGACUACAUGCCCAAUGGGUCGCUGGGCGAGGUGCUGCACGAGAAGCGGCGCAUGCUCGACUGGGAGACGCGCUACAACAUCGCCAUCGGCGCGGCGCAGGGCCUGGCCUAUCUGCACCACGACUGCCUGCCGGCCAUCCUGCACCGCGACGUCAAGUCCAACAACAUCCUCCUCGGCUCGCGCUUCGAGCCCUACGUCGCCGACUUCGGCCUGGCCAAGCUCAUCGACGCCUCCAACACCUCCAAGGUCGUCUCCAAGGUCGCCGGCUCUUACGGCUACAUCGCUCCCGAAUAUGGGUACACGAUGAAGAUCACGGACAAGAGCGAUGUGUACAGCUACGGUGUGGUGCUGCUGGAGAUUUUGACGGGGAGGAAGGCCGUGGAGCCCGGGCUGGGCGAGAACUGGCACAUCGUCAAGUGGGUGCAGGAGAUGAUCAACCAGAGCAAGUGCAGCGGCAACAACCACGCGACCUGGGAGGUGAUCGACUCGCGGCUGCGGUGCAUGCCCGACGCCUUCAUCCAGGAGAUGUCGCAGGCUCUGGGCGUGGCCCUGCUGUGCGUCAACUCCGUGCCCGCCGAGCGACCGACCAUGAAGGAAGUCGUGGCCUUGCUCCUGGAAGUGAAGCACGACCCCGAGGAUUACACCAAGACCUCGAGUCAGUCGCUCAUCAACCACUCCUCGUAGGCCGAGAGCAAGAUACAGCGCGACCCACAAUCAGGCAGCAGCCGCAGACUCAAUCAGAGACAUCUAUAAAUCAGUCUAAGAAGUCACCAGCCGCCCAGUCCAGCCCAGCCCAGCCAAGCCCAGCCAAGCCAGGCAGUAGCAGUCAACUAGAAUUAGCGAGCGGGAUAUGUCGUAUCUCUGCACCUGUAACGAUUAUAAGAACAUCUCAAGACGAGGAGGACGAAGAGGAAGUGAGUUCCGUAGGGUAGAGAGGAGGGAGGGAGGGAGGGAGGGGAAACGGGGGAAAAGGAGACAGGUGACUUUUUUUUUCCAGCCCUCGACUUCAGAGACUCUAGAACUGAUAUGAUCUGAUCUAGCUCAUCAUCAGCAGCAGCAGUAGCAGCAGCAGCGGCUGCUCAUGCUGCUGCUGCAGAAGGAGGAGGGAGUAGUAGAAGUAGUAAGUAGUGUAGCAGCAGAAGAUAGAGAUGGAUAGAAGGAAGGACGAACGAACUAUUAGUUAGGGAGUUCAGCUGAGAACUCCCACCACAGCAUAUCGACGAUUAUAUCUAGGAGGAGAAACACUUGCUCUAGCUAUCGUUACUAUCUAUGUAUCGAUCAGGAAAUAUGCACAGCAGGGGCCGUGGUGCAGGUCGGGUACAAAAGGCCAUGUGCGUGUUUCCUGAGUGUGCACUCUCGAAGAACGACGCAGUGCACAUUGAAAAGACAAAUCUCUCCUGGCAGUAGGUUACACCUCAUCCUUAUCAUCACCCCCUCUCAGCUAGCUGUCGGAAUCGGAGGUGCUUGUGAGAUUCUUUAAGCUUGUACGCUCCGAAUACUCUCCACACAAAUGUAAAGACGUCAAACUUCACAUUUUUUUGACAUGUACACAAUUUCCACUUUCAUUCAAUAUUCUCCAUCUCGUGCUCC